Messenger RNA from Paramisgurnus dabryanus, 1424 nucleotides. RefSeq names its product capping protein (actin filament), gelsolin-like a (gene capga). The record is from RefSeq and is a predicted model, not a curated record. NCBI's taxonomy places the organism in Eukaryota, Metazoa, Chordata, Actinopteri, Cypriniformes, Cobitidae. Gene Ontology annotation, cellular component: actin cytoskeleton; cytoplasm. Gene Ontology annotation, molecular function: actin filament binding; phosphatidylinositol-4,5-bisphosphate binding. Gene Ontology annotation, biological process: actin polymerization or depolymerization; cell projection assembly; barbed-end actin filament capping.
UAUGCCUCAAUAACUGUCCACAGCCUUUGGAAGUUACUGAAGUGGAAAUGACAGGAAGCAAGUCGCUCAAGUGUAUUUACAGCAGUUACAUUUACGAUCAGUCUGGAGCAGAAUUGACAUCAACAACAACUGUUGCAUGAAGCAAGAUGCUCCAUCUGCAGGCAGCACCCAGACAGUUUACCCAUGAUGUGCGAGAGCCGGGGCUGUGGAUCUGGAGGGUGGAAAAGAUGAAGGCUGUGCUUCUUGAUCCAUCGCUGUAUGGUGUCUUCUACAAUGGAGAUGCAUACAUUGUGCUCAACAACCAGGGGAAAGAUGGAAGUGACUUGCACAUGUGGAUGGGUGAGAAGUCAUCUCCGGAUGAGCAGGGUGCUUGUGCUAUGCUCGCCACACAACUGGACAGCUUCUUAGGAGGAGACCCAGUACAACACAGACAGGUCCAAGGCUUUGAGUCACCUGAGUUCAUGACACUUUUUCCUAAAGGAGUCAGCUACAGGGAGGGAGGAGUGGAGUCUGGGUUCAAGAGUGCCAGGUCAAGGACUUGUCCCGUUACGCAUCUUUACCAGGUCAAAGGAAAGAAAAACAUCAGAGCAAGAGAGGUGGAGCUUAGCUGGGGAAGCUUCAACAAGGGAGACUGUUUCAUACUGGACCUUGGAGAGACCAUCGUAGCAUGGAGCGGCUCCAAAGCCAACAUGUUUGAGCGACAGAAGGUGCGUGAAAUUGCAUCGCUUAUCAGAGACACGGAGAGGAACGGCAAAGCUCACAUUAUCGAUGUGACCGAGGGAGAGGAACCACUAGAGAUGGUCCAGGCACUUGGUCCAAUCCCAGCUCUGAGAGACAGCUCAGCAGAGGAGGACGCUGCAGCAGACAUCUCAAAUUCUGCCUCCCUUUACAAGGUGUCCAAUGCAACAGGCCAAAUGACCUUGACAAAACUGUGUAACAGAGGACCGUUCAGUCAAGAGCUCUUGGAGAAGGAUGACUGCUUCAUACUGGACAAUGGAUCUAAUGGGAAGAUCUAUGUUUGGAAGGGGCAUGGAGCCAAUGCAGAGGAGAAGAGGGUUGCUCUGAAGGUGGCAGAUGAGUUUAUUACAGAAAUGAACUAUCCCAGAAUGCGAACACAGGUGGAAAUUCUCCCUCAGGGUCGUGAAUCUGUCCUCUUCAAACAGUUCUUUGAGAGCUGGAGUUAAAUAUGCACCAUUAUAUAAUAUGCAUGCACAACAAUCACUCAUUUUGUAUGAUAAGACAGCAUAUUAAUUAUGUAAGAUCUGGAAUACAUUUGCUAAGAUUGCAACCCAGUAAAAUGAGAAUUAUUGAGCUGUCAAAUGCAUAAAAAGACUGUUACAAGGCCUUUUACAAAGCAAACUAUUCAUGUGAUUCAUUUUCUGUUAGAUAUGACCUAUAAAAUAAUAAUAAUAAAAAACUGUCUA